Messenger RNA from Closterium sp. NIES-67, 1830 nucleotides. Lineage: Eukaryota; Viridiplantae; Streptophyta; Zygnematophyceae; Desmidiales; Closteriaceae. The record is from the annotation of a GenBank genome assembly.
CUGACUCCUAGAUUCCGUCGGCACAAGAAAAGUCGUCACUGCAGAAACUUGCGUUGCGCCGCGUCAACCCUUUUCACCCAGUAAAACGCGACUGUCGGCUUACUAGUAGCUCAUCGCAGCAGCGACGAUGGCCAGAAGUAGAAAUAGCGAGCUGGAUCGGCGUAUCGUUACCCACAGCUGUCUGUUCGGCCAUCUUUCCUCGCAGCGGUUCGAGAAUAUCUCUUGGCCGUCGAAGCAGCAUCGCCACCUCUGGCGAAAUCGCAAGAGUCUCUUCCACCGUCUCUUCUCGCCGUGCGAGACGUUCUUGCCAGAAGGAGCAGGGCGAAUAAGACUCUUUAGUCGGCCUCGCUUGCAAUCACUCAGCGACUUAUUCUGCUGAGUCGAAAAGAAGUCUCUACUAGGGGGUACUUACUCCUCCUCUCCAUGGCGCCGCGUCUCGGUUGGUCGCGCCUCGUCCCCGCGCUCGCGCUCGUGGCGUUCCUCUGUUUCGCGCGCGUCGAUCACGCCGCGUGCAACGCGCGCUCGUUCGGCCUUCCGCGUCUCGCGGGGCGGCUCGGCGGCUUGGCCGGGGGAUCGGGUUGGUCCUUCUUCCGCCCCCCUGGGACAGGCAGCGGCGGCGGAAGUGGCGCGACGCGAGGCGGGCAGAACGGGCAGGGCGGGUUUGGUGGGGGAAUGAGCGGGCAGCCGGGUGGGAGUGCGUGUGGCAACAGCAGCAGCAGCAGGAGCGCCAAGAUGAGGUCCAGCAAUGGGAAGAGAGUGAUGACGUCCAACGGGUGUCCCGGGUACGCGUGGCGGGUGCAGGGCACGGUCAACACGGCAGUGCAGCAGACGCUUUCCUUCUCAGUUCCGCUCGCCCCCACGCUCUCCUCCUCCUCCACCCGUGUGGGCGUGGGUGGCUGCAAGAUGGGCCCCAUAGGCUUUGCACUCAACGGGGUGCCCUUCUACAGCGCCUGUGACGCCCUGGGCCGGGACGCCCUGAAGUACGAGGGGGCGAGCUUCGACGGGUGUGCGGGUCACCCCUCGCCCUUUGGGCAGUACCACUACCACCUGGCGCCCGGCGUCGCCAACCCCUCUGCCAUCUCCGGCUCUCGCACUGCCACCUUCCAGCUCUGCAGCUCCUCCUUCUGGCAGGACACCCCCAGCGCGCACUCCCCGCUGGUGGGCUUCCUGGCGGACGGCAUUCCGCUGUACGGCCCGCGGGGGGCGGGGGGGGCGCUGCCAGCAGGGCUGGACGAGUGCAACGGGCACGUGGGCGACGGCAGCGCGGGCGAGCCGGCGUUCUACCACUACCACACCACCAGCACGGCGCCGUACACCGUGGCGUGCCUCAAGGGCUGCGUCUCCGCCUCGGACUGGAGCAACGUGGGAUCCGCCUCCUGCACCAAGGCCAGCCAGCAAUACGACUACUUAUCCCUCGCAGCCGUGCAGGCAGCAUAGCCUCUCUCGUGUUGUGCCAGCAGUGAAGCAUGCACCACCACCCACCCACGAUCACUGGCUGCUGGGGCUGUUGCUGCUGGCUAAAUGGUUGUCUGCUGCUGUUAAAUGGUUGUUUGCUGCUGGCUUAGGGCGUAUUCCUAUGAACCGGGAUCAAAAUCAGACUCGUGCCCUACUGUGCCAUGCAAGUGUUGGAAUCGCGUUUCAUUGCAGUCCUGCGCGAGUCUGAUUCUGAUCUUGGUGCACUCGAUGACUUGGCUGCAUGUUCGCUGCUGAAUCACUGUCCGACGAUUGCCUUGCAGCAGAUACCAGCUGUGUGGUGUGCUUUCAAUUGCAUUGCAAGUCUUUGACGUUGGUUUAUUAAAAUGAUGGAUAGAUCAAACGUGCAGUUGCCAA